This is a messenger RNA of Ictalurus furcatus (blue catfish), 8419 nucleotides long. RefSeq names its product RAR-related orphan receptor A, paralog a (gene roraa). The record is from RefSeq and is a predicted model, not a curated record. Gene Ontology annotation, molecular function: nuclear receptor activity; RNA polymerase II cis-regulatory region sequence-specific DNA binding; zinc ion binding. Lineage: Eukaryota; Metazoa; Chordata; Actinopteri; Siluriformes; Ictaluridae. Bases 152 to 1711 code for a protein of 519 amino acids. The transcript is spliced from 11 exons. Gene Ontology annotation, biological process: regulation of transcription by RNA polymerase II. Gene Ontology annotation, cellular component: nucleus.
UUUUUUUUUUUUUUUUUUUUAACAAUUCUUACUUCGGCUGUAAAUUUACCCAGCCAGACGAAGCGUCUCAGCUCGAAAUCUCAUCGCGACGGCUCGUGAUAUCGCAAGUAGCAUUUUUUUUUAGAUUGAAAAAAGCCCUCUGAAAUACAACAUGGAGUCGCCUCCUGAUCCGACGAGCGAGCCGGGUAAGAGCGCCUCCGAGGCGGCGAGCGCGGUCAGGGAGAGCCCGCUGAACCUGGACGCUCUGCGGAAAGCCGAGCACCAAGCGCCGGUGCGCAGACACAGCUGCUCCAGCACCAACAGAGGUAUUUCAGUAACAAAGAAGACGCAUACUUCUCAAAUUGAAAUUAUUCCCUGCAAGAUCUGUGGAGACAAAUCAUCAGGCAUCCAUUACGGUGUGAUAACAUGUGAGGGCUGUAAGGGUUUCUUCAGGAGGAGUCAGCAGAGCAAUGCGGCGUAUUCGUGCCCACGUCAAAAGAACUGCCUGAUCGACCGUACCAGCCGAAACCGCUGCCAGCACUGCAGGCUGCAGAAGUGUCUGGCUGUGGGCAUGUCACGGGACGCGGUGAAGUUCGGGCGCAUGUCAAAGAAGCAGCGGGACAGCCUGUAUGCUGAGGUGCAGAAGCACCGUCUCCAGCAGCAGCAGAGGGAGCAGCAGCAGCAGCCGGGCGAGGCCGAGCCACUCACACCCACCUACGGGCUUUCAGCAAACGGCCUCACCGAGCUGCAUGACGAGCUGAGCGGCUACAUGGACGGCCACACGGCCGACGGCACCAAGCCUGAUUCAGGUGUCAGCAGCUUCUACCUGGACAUCCAGCCCUCACCCGACCAGUCUGGCCUGGACAUCAACGGCAUCAAGCCCGAGCCCAUCUGUGACUUCACGCCAACCUCAGGCUUCUUCCCAUACUGCUCCUUCAGCAACGGCGAGACCUCCCCCACCGUCUCCAUGGCCGAGCUAGAGCAUCUGGCCCAGAAUAUCUCCAAGUCCCACAUGGAGACAUGUCAAUAUCUGAGAGAGGAGCUGCAGCAGAUGACCUGGCAGGCCUUCCUGCAGGAGGAGAUGGAGAGCUACCAGAACAAGCCCAGAGAAGUCAUGUGGCAGUUGUGUGCCAUUAAAAUCACAGAGGCCAUCCAGUAUGUGGUGGAGUUUGCCAAGCGUAUCGAUGGCUUCAUGGAGCUCUGUCAGAAUGAUCAGAUUGUGCUGCUCAAAGCAGGCUCUUUGGAGGUGGUGUUUGUCAGAAUGUGUCGUGCCUUUGACCCUCAAAACAACACAGUCUAUUUCGAUGGAAAGUAUGCUGGCCCUGAUGUGUUUAAGUCAUUAGGUUGUGACGACUUGAUCAGCUCCAUCUUUGAGUUUGGGAAAAACUUGUGUUCUAUGCACCUGUCUGAGGACGAGCUAGCCCUGUUCUCAGCGUUUGUGUUGAUGUCUGCAGACCGCUCCUGGCUCCAGGAGAAAGUGAAGGUGGAGAAGCUACAGCAGAAGAUCCAGCUGGCCCUUCAGCAUGUCCUGCAGAAGAAUCACAGAGAGGAUGGCAUACUAACAAAGUUAAUAUGCAAAGUGUCGACCCUGCGAGCGCUGUGCAGCAGGCAUACAGAGAAGCUGACCGCUUUUAAAGCAAUAUACCCGGACAUUGUGCGUACCCACUUCCCACCCUUAUACAAGGAGCUCUUUGGAUCAGACUUUGAGCAGUCCAUGCCCGUGGACGGGUAGCGGCCUCCUCGUCCGCCCCGCUCUGAGGGGCCUCAAACACCGUGGGGAAUGUCGAGCAUGAAUCUGAGACACUUUACCAGUGCCCUGCACAUACACACACACACAAACACAAACACAAAACAGGACAGCUAACCUGCUGCAUACACUUUCCUUUUUUUUUUUUGUUGUUGUUGUUGUUGUUUUUUUCCUUCGGGAGGGGGUACAGCAAGAUAACUUUUAUUUGAAGGGUUGAUUUUGUGAGGUUUAUCCCCUCCUUUUUUGACACAAGUGGGAUUGGGAGGGCCCAGGGGAAAGGAUGAGGAAAUGAAGAUGCUUGCUUUCUCUCUCUCUCUCUCUCUCUCUCUCUCUCGCGUGCUCGCUCUCUCCCGCUCUCUCUCCAUCUCUCUCUCUCUCUCUCGCUCUCUCUCGUGUGCUCUCUCUCUCUCUCGCUCUCUUUCUGGCUAAACCUGAAGCACUCAUGCAUACGACUCCAACAUGGUCCCAUGAUGAUUUCUAAUUGAUCACCAGAAAUGGUGUUUCCUACAAGACAUCCUAUCAAACCUUUAAAUUCUUCAAAGAAAGCAAACAUUAAUUAGGAUUGUUCUGGAUAAUAUGUAGUUUGGUCCAAUUUUGAUAAUAUGAAAUCAGAGUCAUUACUUAUUACACCCUCCAAGUUUAAAUAUUACCAUUCCCAAACUAAAAACAACAUGCAUGGAUGGAUUGUGACCAAUGCCGUAUGCAUGUGCUAGGUUUAGUCACCUCUCUACUCUUUCUGUCUUUUGCUGGGAAGCUGCUGCUCAGAAUGUAAACCAGCAGUAAAAGAAGUCAAAAGAGGAGAGCCAGAUGAGGAGAGAGAGAGAGAGAGAGAGAGUAAAAGGGAGAGAGCAGGAGAGAAAGAGAAAGCACGGGGCAUGUGGAACAGAGCCGUCUGCAUGGGGUGACACGAAACUGACGCCUUUCUAAGGACAAUCGUUAAAAAAAAAGAGAAGAAAGAAGAAAAAAUAAGUAGAAUUCUGGUAAUUCUAGUUUUAAAAAAAAUGCAAUUACUUUUAGCUGUCGAGCACUUCAUCCACCGUGGUUGCUUAGUGAGAUCAUGUAAGGCCAUCUGCUAUUAACUUGUUUUCCUGGACAGAUGCUGGCAGUUUAACUGAGCACACCGCCACAGCGCAAGGGUCCAUUCCACCUGUUUUCUAAUGUGCUACAGGGUAUACGGUCAUAAGUACUUACUAUACAGAAAAGAAAAGUAAUGUUUAUAGAAUCUAUUUUAAAUAACAUGUAUGAUAUUAGUAGCUAGACUAUUCUUAAUUGUCAAAAUUGAUAAGGCACUUUUAUUUGCACCUUUCUUUAAUUUAAGACUUGUAUAUUUACCUAGUGAUGUGUUGCAUGUGCAAACAGAAAUACAAGCGAAAAACCACCGACUCACAGAGGCUACAUGUUGGAAGCUCCUACAGGUGUGUGUGUGUGUGUGUGUGAGUGAGUGAGAGAGAGCGUGUAAGGAUAAGAUGGAUGCUGGGUAAAGGCUGACCGAGAGGUGUAUAGAGUUGCAUCGGCAGGUUUUCUGCUCAGAUCUGCUUUACCGCUUUACAGAAUGAGAAGUGGGGGCAAGGCUGAACCCAUCCUAGAUCACCAUGUUCUACGACACUGCCAAUCCACGUCUAAAACCGCUGUAACAGUAUGACAUGUUAACAAGCUUGAUUUUCUCUUAGGCGUAAUGCCCAUUUUCAGCACAAAUAUAAAGCUUAAUAGUUAAAGCAUUUCCAUUAAACUGUGUGGAAUGCAGGCAGUGGGGUUUAGAUUAAUAAACCUUCAUCAUACAGUGCACGUUAGUCAAGGGUUCCAUCUAGUGGUGAAGAUCCCACAGCAUCUCUGGGUAUCGUCCCCUACGUCUUGAACAUUGGUUUAUUAACGAUACAGCGUGCAGACUUCCCUGUUUAAUUCUGCCCCAUCUGCUUUUGUAGAACAGAGUUUUAGAUGUGAGUUUGAGUGAGGCUUUCGUUCUCAAACAGCCUUUCUGGAACAGCCUUUGCCCAGCUGUACUGGUAGUAAGGAGACAGUUAAAGAAUCAGAAAAAUAUUCAAAGCCUUGUCUGGUAGUAAAACGUCUAUUUUUCUAAUAUGUACAGUGCAUAAGCUGAAGAAAAAAGGAGAGGGAGUGAAAGAAAGUGAGAUUAUAAAGCACUUAUUCCUGCAAUAAUUCGAUUUUUGUGUCUUUACGUUUGGUCAAUAGUAGUAUUAGUGCAUUUUUUUUUUCUUCUUCCCCCUGACUGCAUAAUCAUUGUCUAAUUGUUGAGUGUAAGCCCUUCAAGCAUGCCAUCGCAGUUUCUCCUGAUGUUGAGUCCACAGAACAUUCCAGUUAAAUUAUAAUGUGACUAUUAUAAAAUGCACACGAUGCAGAAACACCACAGUGAUAUUCCAUGAACAAACAUUUCUGCUAGUAAUUCUGCACUCACUUAUAUCUCCCCCCACCCCCCGUUUCAUAAUGCUCCUUGAACAAUAUACUAUGUAUUUUCCUCAGGGAAGAGUUGUACUUGUAACUCUGUUCGACUCAGUUAACGUUCAUUUUUAUCAGAUGAUGAUUGGUCCUGCCCUCCAUUAUUUCCUGUACCUACAUUCUCAGUAUAUACCAUAGUUAUGUGACCAGUGUCAGCAAUGGCAGUACAACACACUAAAAUUAGACCUGAUAUUUAUUACCAUAGAGAAUGUGUUUCAACAAUCAUGUAACUUUGACUUGGUGCAUCUGCAAUGUAUUUGAUUGAUUGUUGCUGGCCAGAGAUGUUAAAAUUACACAGAAACAUUCAUCAAAUCUGUGAAUGACAAUCCAGCAGAACAUUUGAAAUUGGCAGUGCGUGGACGUAAAUACCAAAUGCUCAGGGAGAACAUUUUACUAAAAGUACUGGGGGCAGCCCAUUUCUGUAACGUAGCAUCAUAACAUUUCCAACAUGUCGUUGGUGUUUGGUUUGGGUUUAAAAAAACAAAAAUUUUAAGAAGUACUUCUCUGGUCAGUGUGUAAGAGUCAUCAUUUUCACAUUAUAUAUUCAUGUGAAAUCCUACAUCUCGUCACAUCUCAGAAAUGUCUAAAACAACAGUUCAAAAACGGUUCAGUGCACUCGCAUUCUGCUACCAACAGGGUCCAACAUCAUAGAAAAACAAGCAAUGAGCUAUAACGUCACCCCUUUUAGUGUAACCUUCACACAUAUUGUAUGAAUCUAUGUGCCAAAUACCUCUUGUACAAUUAGCUCCACUAGCAGACUCUGCCCAUGAGCCAGGAGUGCGUAGUGUGUUACUAAUACGGGUUUUGACAGGGUAGCCACUGCUGUGGAGUUCCCUCUGAACAAGCUUUGAUACGCAGAAGACUGUUGUAAUUCUGUUCUUUUCAGUCUACUUGAUCCAUAUCGUGGUGUCCUAGUUAAUGCGAAUUACAACGAUACCCGUUUGCACCGUAAAAACAAUUGUACUGAUGUUUUUGGGGUUUUUUUGUCAGUGUAGUUUGUUUUAGGUAUUAAAAGCAAUACAGGCUGUAAAGUAGAAACUUUGGACAGUUUAUUUUUUCAAUCAAAAGUACUGAACCAUCUCUGGAUUUGUGGUAUUGACAUGUCGAUGUACAGAUAAAUACUCUCACUUGUGAAAGAUCCAGUUGCGCAUCAAAAGUUUCCAUAUGGUGUGUUGUAUUUUGUGUGUGAAACAGUGUCUUGAGAUCUUUCUACCCUCUUUGUUAAUUUCGUAAGAAGCAAUAUGUGUGAGUGUGUGUGUGAGUGUGUGUGUGAGUGUGUGUGUGAGUGUGUGUGUGAGUGUGUGUGUGAGUGUGUGUGUGAGAGAGAGAGAGAGAGAGAAACCCCAGACAAGGCUUUAAUAAAGUACAUAAGGAGCAGCAGGGUCAGCUGGUGAAGUAAAUGGUAUAUGGAUAUCUUAGUUUUCCCAGGUUUCACACACUUUUAGUAGCAAUUUUGAACUCAUCCAUCAGGCUGGACAAGCAUGACACAGUGCACGCCACUAUCUUAUUCAAAUCCUUCACACCUACAUUAUGCAAAUCUGCCACUGACAGGCCUAUGCAGUCACAAAUACCGCAGAACGAGUUUACACUGUACCAUCGUAAUAACUCCGUCAUUCAUUCUUAGUGAGGGCACUUAGACUGCCAGAAGCCAUUUUAAUAAUAUUCUUAAUAACAUGUUCUAAUACGUGGAAUUAAUGUGUGAUGUCAUGCUUGUGACGCCAUUUUGAUUUGAAGGUGAAAGUGUUAUUUAGAGGUACCGAUUAUCAAUCAUUUUCAUUGCAUUUUUUUAAUGUGACCUUUUAUCCUGAAAGCACAGCUAAUAAAGUGAGAUAUGUUUUAGAAUAUAGAGCAAAAGACAAAAAAAAGACAAACAAACAAAAAAAAAUCUUUAGCCAUAAUCGAAUGUCAAGCAAUAAUAUAUAUGGUAUAUUAUUAUUAUUAUUAUUAUUAUUAUUAUUAUAAUUAUUCAUCUUUGUGCAUAGGCUUGGACACCUGCAUGUAAAUACACCUCUUAUUUAUCACGUUUUGUUUCGUUCUUUUUUUUUUUCUCAAUCUCUCUCUCCCUGAUUAUUUUUUUUGUUUUGUUUUGUUUUGUUUGUAUAUUUGACUAGUUCUGUUCCCAGGUGGAGAACUAAGAACUUCAUAUGGCCUGUAAACUGUACAGCUUGAUUUCCCUCUCUUUCUCUCUCCCCCUCAGCUUUCCGCUUAUAAUUCACUAUAUUUAAUGUUAUUAUUGAUCACAUGUAUAAAAGUAACUUUGUAACAUCUGUCUGUAUAGGUAAAAAAAAAAAACGAAAAAGAAAAUACUGCUAUUAAGACCUACUCAGUGCAAAUAUUUAUCUGUUUAUUGGAUACAUCAUGCUGUACAGUAUCUCUGUUUUUAGUAUACUUCUCUCUUUUAGAGUUAGUUUGAUAGCGAUAGGGCGUGCUGACAUUAAAUUUUGUGUUAAACUGACGUGUGGUGCUAGGUAACUUACUUUCGUGAACAAAAAAAAACAAAAAACAAACAAACUCUUGACUCAUAGACAAGGCCACUCGAUUAGUUCAUUCAUUUCACUAAGUAUUGAUGCAUUCUUGAUAUUAGGACUCGAUAAGGAUAAGGAUAAAGAAUAAUGAUAGUGGUAAAUUUACUUGAAAUCCCUAGCAAGUACCUGUAUCAGUGUGCUAGUCUCGGGAUUGCACUCUUCCUUCUCACUUUAAGACUAUAAGUAAAAGCGGUAUCAUCUAAUUAAGAUGCUAUUAUUAAACGUCGCGUUUCUGAUUCGUCACGAUUUUUAAAGAAAAUGUUUAAGCUAAAGAAAAGCAGUAUUGUGUCGAUCCUUUUGAUUGUGAGAACCACUGGCUAGACUUGUAGCUGUUCAAUUUCGCAAAUGCAAUGCCUACUGGUACUUUUCUCAGAAAUCCUACGCUGGAAAAAGUCUUUUCGAUAAACGAUGCACAGACACGAGAGAGCACAUACUGGAUGAUAGAAUUAUUGGCAGCCUCAUUUUGGUUCUCUUUGUUUUUUGACUUAGCCUAGACAACAGCUUCAUUCAGCAUAUUUAUUUUUCUGCACUAAUGUGUACGACAGCACUGUCAAUAAUUACCAACUUAGUGCGCACACACACACACACACACACGCACACACAUAUAUAUAUAUACACACUGUGGGUUAAGUGUUAAACAUGUAAGAGGUUGAAAUUGUCAGUUGUAGGUUCAUAUUUCCUCGAGUAUUUCAUUUUCAAUUUCUGUAGCAAGUAUGACGGCGAUCCUUGCAAUAAUACACAACAAACACCACUGAGUGCCUCUCAGUGGUCCAGGAUGCAGAAAUUACGUAGUUUUCACUGUUCACUGUAGUCAAAUGGUCAUGUAUUUGCACAUGUAGGUGAAUUCUAUCCAAAUUCUUAAUGUCUUGUUUUUUUUUCUGUAACUGUCCUGUACUUUUGUUUUAUGACCAUGUGAACGUUUUCCACCGCUUGUAGUUUUCUGUGUGUUUCAUUUCGCAAACUUGCAGUGCACGGUCAGUGUUGCUUUUCUCCUUUACUUUUCUGCUGACAUUAAUGUAACCUUGUGGAAUAAUGGUAAAACAUGCAUUCUGAAUGUUUUAUUUUCAGACCCUGGUUUGCGCAUUUGUAAAGGACAAUAGACAAUCCACUCUGCGUUCCCCCUAUUUACAAAACUUCCCGUUGCUGUUCUUUCUCGCAGACAAAUGACUAAUGCAUUGUAUUUUAAGUAUUCACAUGUGUAUGGAAGAUAUGCAUAAUGCACAUUUGGAUUUCUUUCCUGUCGUGUGUUAAAUGUGAGCUCGCAGGGGGACUGGGUUUUACUCCACACACAGGCAGCAUAUACAUGGGGAGGGAAAAAUGCCAAGACAAGUUUGUGGUUGUCACAAAUUUUUACAUCACACAUUUGCUACUGAUCUAACCGUGGGGAGAGAUGAUCAUGUACCUUUUUAUCCAGCUCUUUUGAACUCUAUUUAGGAGGUAGUAUCUUCACAAUAAUAGUUUUGCUCCUUCUCUUCGUCUGAUUCUUAAAUAUGAAAAUUAAGUAUUUUGAUUCAUUUUGUAAAUACAGCUGUAAAGAAAAAUAAGAAAUUUAAUGUUGUCUUUUAAAUACUUUUCAUUCUAAUAUGAAUGUUGUUAUAUUGUACUUAGAAACUGUACCUUUAAUAUUACCUUUAUUAAAGUGCAUUGGACACAUCGAUUUUAGAUGUGCUUUAUGUGCUGUUAUCCCAUAAUAAAAUUUACCGCUUGUAAUUGG